Molecule: messenger RNA, 3693 nt
Organism: Babesia ovata
Lineage: Eukaryota; Apicomplexa; Aconoidasida; Piroplasmida; Babesiidae
Product: Extracellular matrix-binding ebh, putative
Exons: 2
Coding region: 1-3693 (1230 amino acids)
Source: RefSeq, a predicted model, not a curated record
AUGAAGGAGCAGGGCCUUGGUGAAAAAGAUGACUGGCAGAAUGGUAAUGGUCAAACUCUCAGUGGCCUUGGAAGAAUCGAGAAUGACCUUAGCGAGGAAAUUAAGAAGUUGCCUCAACAAACCGAAAUUAUCAGAAAAGCCGCAAUACGAAUAUACGCCGAGAUUGCAAAUGUCAAAAUAGAUAUGGACAAUGUCUUCAAUCCAUUUGACGUCAUGGACCAUUUGCGUCGGUUGGGGAAAAAGAUCGGCACAAGUAAAGAUGGAUACAGUGACAGCCUUCAAGCAAUUCAAAACAUGAUCAGUGAUCUGCAAUCCGGUGAUUUUACUAAUAAACCUCAAGCCAUCGGAGAUGCCAAGCAAGAAAUUGUAGAUGAACUUGGAAACCUCAGAACUACGCUGGAAGGCACUCAAGGUCAAGAUGUCAUUGAGACACUGAACGAUUUGCAGAACAAUGGACUAAGUGAAAAUAGUUGGCAUCCUAACGGUAAAAAUGAAGAAGGCCUUAAAAGCAUCGAAAAUGAACUGCAGCAUCAACAAAGUGAGCUGUCCGGCCAACCCAAGAACAUCCGGGGUGGCGUCCAAGAUAUCACCAGGGAGCUUCAAAGGCUUCAGAAGCAAUUGAAUGAACAGGUCACCGAAAAGCUAACUAAGUUAAAAAGUGACGGCCUUGGCAAUGUAGCAAGUUGGGAUAUUGACGAUAACUCCGCAAAAGGCCUCACUCAAAUCACCACAGAAAUCGUUGCCAUAAAAACCAGGGACGUGAGGGACAAACUCAAGGAGCUGUGCCGUGCCAUAAGGACGGAAGCAAACGAGUUAAGCAGGGACUUAAAGCGUCUGAAAGGUGACAGCCUUGAUGAGUUGACUGGAAUAAAAGACCAAUUGCACAACCUGCAGAUCCGUCUGGUGAGUGGGCCAAUUCAGGCCUGCAAGGAGUUCAUUGACAGGGAGGCCGACAAGUUCGGAAGGGAAUGCAUUGCUUUCCUCCACGCGUUCGUCGACGGCCAAGUGGCCACUGCAAUCGACGACAUCACAGCCUUCGCCAAGCAGCAGUGCGCCGCCAACAUCAAGGAGCUUUUGAAGUUGUUCGCCCAGAAGGUGGGAGAGGAGCUGCGGGAGUUGCCGUGGGAGAUCGACAGUGACCUGAGACUGGAGUACAAGGGCCUGAUGGCCCGAGUGGAGGACGGCUUGGAAAAUACUCUAAACGUCAAGAAACUCAAGGAGUCAAAAAGCCUCCCACCGCUGUCCUCCGCUUUCAUGCGUUUCUACUCGUCACUCGAGGACCACGUGGACAGGGAGAUAAAUCGGUUCCACGACGAGGAGCAGAGGAAGAAAAAUCCCAAGCGGCAGGACGCACAGGAGUAUUCCACUAGGCUCUCCGUGGCAAACGAGGCACUCCACACAGUGCUUACUUACAUCAAGGACAACGAUACCUUCGACCACAGACUCCGAGCGCUGCUCCGCAAACUCACCGAAGCGCUGAGUCACCUGCGACCUGAGAGCUUCGCCAAGCCCUCUACCCCCGUGCUGGACGGCCUGGUGGAGGGGCUCACAAAGUUCGCCGACGAGUUCACAUGUGCGUACGUCUCCGCCUACGCCGGGCAGACGUUCACCGAUGAAGAAGGUGAGAAGUGCGCCAAGGUCUUUCUCACCAUGCUGCCCACACUGUGCGACGCCCUGCACAGGCUGGCGGAGCAGUGCAAGACUGGCGGCAGCUGGAGGGAUUUGCAUAUUAAUUCAAGCAGUCAACUCGGCACGUUCCUCCAGCGCUGCGGCUACAGGGUCUCCACCUCUCCCUCUGACCAGGACGGCGAGCUGCGCGACGACUGCAACGGCCGCGACGUGUUUGUCCUCGUCACCCAGAACAUUAGGAAUACCGAAGACAACGAACACCUCAAAAAAUGCCUGUCCCUCACACACGCCUGUAAUCUCUUACAGCUCCUCAAAUGCCUCUGCACGCACCUCCACCAGUACUACCAGACGUGCCACCUCAAGGUGCAUCCCUCACCCCGGCCGCCGUGUUCCAUCUACGAGAUGCUGACAUGGUGCUGCGGGCUUACGUACAACGCCGUGUACCUGGGCCUCAACUCCGAAGCGCUGCCCUCGCUGUUCGAGGCGGAUGAGCAGGGCUCUGCGGACUCCGACGUGUCCCUCACUGACCUCGGCAGCCUGGCGCUGCCCGCCCACCCGCAGCACAUCUCACUUCCCUCACCGACGCACUCACGGACGUCUGCCACACGUCGCAUUCAGUGCUCACCACGUUACUCGGCCACGGCCACGCAGGUGGCAUAUACGCCUGCGACUUCAACACCAACCCGGCAGGCCUGCUCUACCCCGGCGACGCCGACGCUUUGCUCUGCCUGCUGUACGAUGUGCUCAAACGCCUCCACCAACAGCUGUAUCUCCUCUACCGCCGGUGCCUCUACAACGCCCGGCACGGCGGAUGGCUCGACUGCUGGUACGGCCGGGGCGUCGGAGGCUCAUCGUGGCGGUGCAACACCAUGCAGUGUGCCAACCAAAUAUGUGACCAACAGUGCAACCAAACACACAACCAAAUAUGUAACCAACGCUGUGACCAACACCCUAAGUGCGGCCUUAAGUCGCCGCUCCAGUCGUUCCUCGAGGACGGCCUGGCUGGCCUCCCGUGCCUCCACAGGCCGACACAUCAUGGACGUUCUCGGCGCCUUCUGCGGCGGCGCAUCGUCGCCCCUCACCAGGCUGUGCGACUUCCUGAAUUGCCUUUUCACCCGCCCGCCAAGGACGCCAGACGACCUGUUCGCCUUUUACUACAAUUUCCUACGUGACUGGACUCAGAACGUCGAUCACCGUAAGGCGGCCUUCGAGGGCGCCGUCGGCGACGCUUGCUUCUGGCAGCGGGGCGUCACACUGGACGUCAGUACAAUCUUCCGCACCAAGGACCAUGGCUCCGUCACCAACAUGCCGCACCUCACCGGGGACCUCUUCUCACUCGUCGAGUGCAACGGCACUCCACUAUCUCCAGCAUCACACCCCUGCGGCCCCUACCUCAAGCCACUCGGCCACGACGUCCGCGCCACCUUCUCCAAGGCACACGCCCACCUCUACCUCUCGUGGAUAGUCUACCUCACGGAGACUUUCUACAACUACCUCAAGGAACUGCUGCAGGACUGCGAGCGCAACUGCGCCUACGCCACGUCCACCUGCCACGCCAGGAGCUGCGCCAACGACUGCACAGCCAGGCGACGGCCACUGGCCCCGAACUCCAGGCACCAUGAUUCAUGCCCCUCCAUCGUGGACUGCGACUCCACCACGCCCACACUCUUCAAGUACGGCUUCGUCCACAGGGACGCCCACAGCCUCGCCGGAUCCACCAGAGGCCCACAGUCCAAGCGCACCUGCGAGGAUCUCUGCACGGCGCUCCAAGUCGUCGUCAAGGAAAUGAACCCUCUCCACAGGCUGGCGCACGACACCAUCCCCGAGUACCUCUACCGCAUCCGUGCGCCCUUCCUCUACACCAUCACAGCACUCUGGUCUAUCGCCACGCUCUACAUCGCCCACACGAUGCUCUACCGCAUGGACGUGCUUCGCAUCCGCUCCCAUCUCCUCACCACCAGGGCAUCCCACCUCAUCGACGUCAAGGCGCUGCUCGCCGGCAGCCGCAGGAUGCUCUCGCUCUACAAGGACGUCGACUACUUCGACGAUGACUUUCACUCGUGA